AUGUCGGUGACGGAGCUGAAGUCCCUUGUCAAAGCCCUGCACGGCGCCUCGACCGCCGAGGAAACUGUCAAUAUCCUGAAGACGCUCAAGCAAGAGGCCAAGAUCACCGAGGCUAUUCUCCGGGAGAGUAAAGCAGGACUGGCUGUUGGGAAACUACGCUCACAUGCUGCGAAGGAGGUGUCCGAUCUCGCAAAAGAAAUCGUGAAGAAGUGGAAGACGGAGGUUGAGCGAGAAAAGCAGCAGAAUGCUGGAAAAUCUACUCCUAACGGCAAGGUACCUCCGAUGAGGAAGGCCUCAGUUGCUUCCACUUCAACCGCCACUUCCGCGACACCAUCUGGGACACCGUCGACGCCUAUCACGCCUACCAUGACGAUGGCCAAUGGCGGCUCGAAAGGCGAAUUGCGCACCGCGAAGACCGACGGUAUCAAAAUGAACAUCACAGGCGAUAAAAUUCGCGACAAGUGUGUCGAGCUCAUAUAUGACGCUCUGGCCUCAGACUCGGGCGCUCCCAGCGAACAAAUUAUGUCCCGCGCAAAGAGCAUCGAGAGUACUGUUCUAGCCGAAUUCAGCGGUACGACGGGAGAAUACAGGAGUAAGAUCCGCACGUUCUUCGUCAAUCUCAAGGAUAAGAACAACCCCGGCCUGCGUGAGAGUGUCAUCAGCGGCGAACUGCCAGUACAGAAAUUCUGCAGGAUGUCGAGUCAGGAAAUGGCUUCCGAGGAGAGAAAGGCUGCCGAUAACAGGAUUAUACAAGAAAACCUAUUUAAAGCGCUUGGUGCUGAGGAGGUGCAGGCAGAAACUGAUGCAUUCCAAUGUGGCCGGUGCAAGCAGAGGAAAUGCCGAUACCGUCAAGCACAGACGCGGAGCGCCGAUGAGCCAAUGACUACGUUUGUAACGUACGUGUUUUCAUAUUUAUACUAUCUUCCGUUGUACCAUGGAAAUUCUCCUAAAGGCUAUGACAUUUCUAUAAUGCCCGACUUUCGCACCCAGCUUGCUGUCUCCGCCGCCUCAUAUGCACCAUCAGUUGGACAUCCUUCAUCCUCCUGA
Molecule: messenger RNA, 1047 nt
Organism: Fibroporia radiculosa
Lineage: Eukaryota; Fungi; Basidiomycota; Agaricomycetes; Polyporales; Fibroporiaceae
Exons: 10
Coding region: 1-1047 (348 amino acids)
Biological process (GO): regulation of mRNA 3'-end processing; transcription antitermination; transcription elongation by RNA polymerase I
Cellular component (GO): nucleus
Molecular function (GO): RNA polymerase II transcription regulatory region sequence-specific DNA binding; zinc ion binding
Source: RefSeq, a predicted model, not a curated record